UUCUUAUUACUCCGGAAAGAACGAAACUGCCCACCAACAGCCCCCCAGCAAGAAGAGAACGCUUUCACUAUUUUCGGGAAAACUCUCGAAGAAUUGGAAUUUAUGUUUUUCCAAGAAAGAGAGCAUUGGACAGUAUGUUACAGAACUGAGAAAGAUUUGCCAGCAAAAAGCGGACUCCUGAACCCCGGAAAACCUGGCGGAUAUCACGAGCCUUUUCCAAGCUUUAAAAAACCUGCUGACAUUAACGGAAAACCGUGGUCGGAAGCCCUCCAAGAAAUUCCUGAUUCCGAAAAAUACCGAUUUUGGAAAUGA
This is a messenger RNA of Racocetra persica, 312 nucleotides long. The record is from the annotation of a GenBank genome assembly. Lineage: Eukaryota; Fungi; Glomeromycota; Glomeromycetes; Diversisporales; Gigasporaceae.